CAGCCCCCCAUUGACUUAUGUAUGUGAUAUAAAGCGCACGAGGCCCUCUGUGAGACAAUGUUCAAAUAAAAAAAAGAAAAAAAAAGAGAGAAAGAAAAGAAUCAUUACUAAUUUACAAUACAUACUGAUCAAACUCUUUUUCAAGUAAUUCCUUAAAUUUAGUUCUAAUAACAAUUAAUAAUCUACAAUUAUUAUUAUUAUAACUUUUGUCAAAAAUUAACAGUGAUCAAUUCUUAGAUGAGAUACAUGAUGAAUAUUUAACACUUAUAGACAAACCAAUAUGUUAUCAACCGAUGCCAAGCCUGAUCCACCUCGAAUAAAUCAAUCUUCCCAAAACGGCACUGAAAGAACAUUUUGUAAAUACCGUGAUGAACUUUAUGAUAAUCAAUCCAAUCUCUCAAAAAAGCAAAAAGAAAACAAAAAGCUAAAAACGAAGAGUUCCGAAAAUGUAGUUAAUUAUAAUAUUAAUUACUCUAACCAUGUAAGUAUUGGAACAACAAAUACUUAUAUUUGUAAUGUAAAUCAGGUAUGUGAAACUAAUCAACUACAAAAUAAAACCAAUAAUGAAUGUGCCAUAUUGGAGAUGCCUCAUAAUGUCAAAAAGUUAAGUUUUUCUGAGCAACAGCUUACUGUCAAGAAUAUGUUUUUUAUUAAAACUCAUUUGGGAUAUGGCUGGAGAAAAUUUUUUAAAUCCUUAGGAUAUACUAAUGGGCAGUUAGAUCAAUUUGUAGAAAACUAUCGAAUAAAAGGAAUCGAUGAGGUCAUUUAUCAACUUCUUCUGGACUGGAAAUGUUUAAAUGGCAAAAAUUCUUCAGUUGGAACCAUUGUUAAUCACUUAUGGAAAUGUCAACAAUAUGAAUGCGCACAAAUUUUUGCUUCUAGUUUAUAGAUUUUCUUAUUUAUAUUGAAUAAGUUUUCUUUUCUUACGAAACGAAUGCUUUAGAGGGAACUUGGAGCUAGGCUGUAUACUCAAUGUAUUUUCAGAAAUUUUAUUAUUCUCCUUAUGUCUGUAAUAAGUUUAGAAAUUAAGUUUCUGGAAAAGAACAUAUGACUAAUUACUGCGGAGCUUUAUAUUUUCCGAUUUCAAAAUUUCUUUAAAAAGUGUUUAUAAAAAAAGAUAUAUUUCUUAUUGAUAUUUAUAAUAUUGAAAACCAAUCAUUAUUAUGAGUACGGAUUUAAGGAAUCUGGCAAAUUCAGAAAACAUUAUUUCAGUUGAUAUAUUAGUAAGGAAAAAUAAAUUAAUAGUUUACCAGUGAAUAAUUUUAAUAUCAAUUAUUUAAGCGAAUUCUAUUUAAAUUUAAUUUUACUCUCAUUUAGUUAUAUUUUACUUUUAAAGGUCUUCUUAAAUCACUCGACAGAUAUGUUUUCCCGCUACUAAAAUGCCUUAUUGCGUUUCGAAAGGCGAAUGUGUGCAUGUGCGCAUGUGCCUCGAUUUAAAUAAAAAAAUC
This is a messenger RNA of Cotesia glomerata, 1448 nucleotides long. RefSeq names its product protein immune deficiency (gene Imd). Gene Ontology annotation, molecular function: protein binding. Gene Ontology annotation, biological process: signal transduction. The transcript has 4 exons. Lineage: Eukaryota; Metazoa; Arthropoda; Insecta; Hymenoptera; Braconidae. The coding region runs from base 281 to 889 and encodes 202 amino acids. The record is from RefSeq and is a predicted model, not a curated record.